ACUCGAGCCUGUGACACGAAGCUAUUGCCCAGAUGGAGAGCAGUGCUGCCCUUGGACCCUCUGCCUGGCCUGUGCCCCUGUACCCCAGCCUGGCCAUGGGCACAGCAACUCACAAAAGCUUCUCAAAACUGUGUCUCAAAGAUGAGAGCUCAGGAAGAUCCUGAGGGCCGGACACAGCAUGAGUCCUUGGGCUCAGCAGAAACUUCCACCAGGGACCUGCAGACAUCCUUGCCCUCGGAGCCCAAAUUUGACAUGUUGUAUAAAAUCGAGGACGUGCCACCAUGGUACCUGUGCAUCUUGCUGGGUUUCCAGCAUUACCUGACCUGCUUCAGUGGUACCAUCGCCGUGCCCUUCCUGCUGGCUGAGGUGCUGUGUGUGGGCCGGGACCAGCACAUGGUUAGUCAGCUCAUCGGCACCAUCUUCACCUGUGUGGGUAUCACCACUCUCAUCCAGACCACAGUGGGCAUCCGGCUUCCGCUGUUCCAGGCUAGUGCCUUUGCAUUUCUGGUUCCUGCCAAAGCUAUCCUGUCCCUGGAGAGGUGGAAAUGUCCCCCAGAAGAGGAGAUCUAUGGUAACUGGAGUCUGCCCCUGAACACUUCUCAUAUCUGGCAUCCUCGGAUUCGAGAGGUCCAGGGUGCAAUCAUAGUGUCCAGCAUGGUGGAGGUGGUGAUUGGACUGAUGGGGCUGCCUGGGGCCCUGCUCAGCUACAUUGGACCUCUCACGGUCACCCCCACUGUCUCCCUCAUUGGCCUCUCUGUUUUCCAAGCUGCUGGUGACCGAGCUGGCUCCCACUGGGGCAUCUCAGCUUGCUCCAUUCUCCUGAUCGUCUUCUUCUCCCAGUACCUGCGCAACCUCACCUUCCUGCUGCCUGUUUACCGCUGGGGCAAGGGCUUCACUCUCUUCCGAAUCCAGAUCUUCAAGAUGUUUCCGAUCGUGCUGGCCAUCAUGACGGUGUGGCUGCUGUGCUAUGUGCUGACCCUGACAGACGUGCUGCCUGCAGAUCCCACAGCCUAUGGCUUUCAGGCUCGAACUGAUGCCCGCGGGGACAUCAUGGCUAUUUCUCCCUGGAUCCGCAUCCCCUACCCUUGUCAGUGGGGCCUGCCCACCGUGACUGUGGCUGCAGUCCUCGGGAUGUUCAGUGCCACCCUGGCAGGCAUCAUUGAGUCCAUUGGCGAUUACUAUGCUUGUGCCCGCCUGGCUGGCGCACCACCCCCUCCAGUACAUGCUAUCAAUAGGGGCAUUUUCACUGAAGGCAUCUGCUGCAUUAUUGCUGGGCUUUUGGGUACAGGCAACGGAUCCACCUCAUCCAGUCCCAACAUUGGCGUCCUAGGGAUUACCAAGGUGGGCAGCAGACGAGUUGUGCAAUAUGGUUCGGGUAUCAUGCUGGUCCUGGGCACCAUUGGCAAGUUCACAGCACUCUUUGCCUCACUCCCAGAUCCCAUCCUGGGGGGAAUGUUCUGCACGCUCUUCGGCGUGAUUACAGCUGUGGGACUGUCCAACCUGCAGUUCGUGGACAUGAACUCCUCCCGUAACCUCUUUGUGUUGGGGUUUUCCAUGUUCUUCGGCCUCACACUGCCCAAUUACUUGGAUUCCAACCCAGGUGCUAUCAACACAGGCAUUCCUGAAGUGGACCAGAUUCUGACUGUGUUGCUGACCACAGAGAUGUUUGUGGGAGGUUGCCUUGCUUUCAUACUGGACAACACAGUGCCAGGGAGCCCAGAGGAACGAGGCCUGAUACAGUGGAAAGCUGGAGCCCAUGCCAACAGUGAGACAUCUGCCAGUCUGAAGAGCUAUGAUUUCCCCUUUGGGAUGAGCACUGUAAAAAAGAUUGCUUUUCUGAGAUACAUUCCUAUCUGCCCAGUCUUCAGAGGAUUUUCCACAAAACCAAAAAAUCAGCCUCCAGUUCCAGAAGAUACCCCAGAAAAGCCAGAUACUGGAUCUGUGUGCACCAAGGUCUGAAACAUUACUUCUCAGAAAGGAGGCACUGGAUAUAACAGGAAAAGAAAACCUACACGGGGAGCUAGAAGACCUGAGUUGAAAAUCUUGGCUCUGCCUAUUCCAAAUUCUUAUAUAAGCUUGGAUGAAUCACCUUCUCUGAGACUCCAUUUUCACAUCAACUCAAAAAAAGGCAAGAUUGGACCAAAGUUCCUAAGCACUGUAGAGACUUAUACCAACAUUAUUCUGUACUUCUAUACUUUCCUAAAUAUAUAUGUCAACAUAUAGGAAAAAUAGCUGAAGAUUCUCCCCAACCAUAUUUUGAGUUUGAAAGUUGGUAAAAGGGAACCAGUGACUCCAGGGCCUAAAUGUUGGCAUGCUGGUAGGCUUUUACACUUAAUUCAAUUGCAAGGGGUCACUUAAUUUAAGACCAAAACAUAAUUAAAAGAACACUGAAUUAAUAACUUGGAUAUAUUCUCCCUUCCUGCAAGGGAAAUAAAUCUACACUUUAAGUGUUUGGUUUUGGGAUGGAGAUUGGCUCAGUUGUGUCUGUUUAGCAUUUGAAUGUAUAAUAUUUUGGCAGCUAGAGAAUAUAAGAAUGGAUUAAAGUAAUCUCAAAUAGUCUGAGUCAAAACAAA
Nannospalax galili (Upper Galilee mountains blind mole rat) is the source of this 2573-nucleotide messenger RNA. It is a transcript of the gene Slc23a1, whose product is annotated as solute carrier family 23 member 1. Gene Ontology annotation, molecular function: transmembrane transporter activity. The transcript has 16 exons. Gene Ontology annotation, cellular component: membrane. Lineage: Eukaryota; Metazoa; Chordata; Mammalia; Rodentia; Spalacidae. Bases 142 to 1959 code for a protein of 605 amino acids. Gene Ontology annotation, biological process: transmembrane transport. The record is from RefSeq and is a predicted model, not a curated record.